Messenger RNA from Closterium sp. Naga37s-1, 855 nucleotides. The record is from the annotation of a GenBank genome assembly. Lineage: Eukaryota; Viridiplantae; Streptophyta; Zygnematophyceae; Desmidiales; Closteriaceae.
AUGCGGCUGUGUCUCACUUCCAUGCGACUCUCCUUCCUCAUUGCCCCUCUUCCUUCUCCACUCCCCCCUGCCCACCACCAUCAGAUGAACGCGGUGGUGGCGGAGCUCAUGGUGCUGGCCAAUGCUGCCGUCGCCCGCAAGCUCACAAGGGCCUUCCUAGCAACCGCCUUCCUGCGGCGCCAUGCUCCUCCUCGCCCAAACGGCUUCCGCCAUCUCAUGCAUUGCUGUGCGGUGCGAGGCAUCGCGCUUGAAACGUCGACAAACAAGGCGCUAGCAGCAUCGCUGGCAGCAGUGAAGCACCUGGGAGACCCCGUCCUGGACCACUCCUUCAUGCUUCCCUCUCCCGCCCGUCCUCCCCCCAGCCUCUACUCCCACUUCACCUCGCCCAUUCGCCGCUAUGCUGACCUGCUCGUGCACCGGCAGCUGCUGGCAGCGCUGCAGCAAGAGAAGCGGGAUAGAGGGGAGGCGGGCGGGAAGCAGGGAGGGAAAGGCACUGCCGAGGGGGUGGAUGGGAAGGGGGGGACGGUUGAAGAGGCAGAUGGGGUUGGAGGGAGGGGGCAGGGCGGAGCAGAGGAGGGGAGAGCAGGGAGGGGAGGGCGGUCGGGUGGAGGAGGAAGGGGAAGGAGAAAGGCGUGGGGCGCUGCAGCUAAAGUGUGGGGAGGGGAGGGAGUGAGGGAGGAGGAGGGGGUGGGGGAGGAAAUGGUUGGGGGGAGGGAUCCAGUGGAGGAGAGGCCUGACAGAGCUGAGCAACGGAAAGAAGUGGGAGAGGAGGAGGAGGCGGUGGAGAGAGGGUCACGAGGCAUGGAUUGGGACAAGGUGAGGCUCGUGGCAUGUGGAAGGCAAGAUGACAUGUGA